AUGGACCUCUACUCGCCGAUCGACGGUCAGCUGGGCGAGAUACGAGUCCUUAGAAUCUUUCCUGGUAGCGCGGACGAUCCGAUACAAUGUUCGCUCCAGUUGUGCUCCUUGGUCACAGAAGUCAAGCCAUACUAUCGAGCCCUUUCAUACGCCUGGGGCACGGAGAUGUCAGACAUCCCGAUCUCUGUCGAUGGACACCCCAGAGUCAUCACCAGCAACCUGUAUGCGGCACUACGCUCACUUCGGGACGAAGAAAGCGAGGUCGCGCUCUGGGUCGAUGCACUAUGCAUCAAUCAGCAGGAUCUGGUCGAGAAGAUGCACCAGAUCGGACAGAUGAGGACGAUUUAUCGAGAGGCCAGACAAGUCGUU
Molecule: messenger RNA, 369 nt
Organism: Dissoconium aciculare CBS 342.82
Lineage: Eukaryota; Fungi; Ascomycota; Dothideomycetes; Mycosphaerellales; Dissoconiaceae
Product: HET-domain-containing protein
Exons: 1
Source: RefSeq, a predicted model, not a curated record